Molecule: messenger RNA, 2833 nt
Organism: Ceratina calcarata
Lineage: Eukaryota; Metazoa; Arthropoda; Insecta; Hymenoptera; Apidae
Product: phospholipase A1
Exons: 3
Coding region: 634-1752 (372 amino acids)
Biological process (GO): lipid catabolic process
Molecular function (GO): serine hydrolase activity; lipase activity
Source: RefSeq, a predicted model, not a curated record
GAGCUGACUAACGGAACCGUGCCACGAAUUUUAUUCGCACCUGGCCCAUUACAGCGCGCAUAACACCAUUACCGGAGCCGAGGUACGUCUUGCGAAUAACGUGCCGGUUUCUCCUAUUGCAUCGUGCCCGUUUAAUUCGUCGUCGCGUUUCCGCAUCCCGAUUACGCGACGAGUCCACCCGAAAUUGGCGAUCGAGAUUGCACGGGCCCUGAAUUUGCAAUUGUAAAGAGGCGAAUGAGACGAAAUGCGAAUGAGAUGAUAAGUAGAGACACACGCAGACGCGUGGUAGACGUUCGUCAAACGGAAGCUACGUGGAAAGAGGGAAGCGCCUCGAUGUCGUCUGGAAGACGUCGACCAAGAUAUUGGGUCGAGCUUAGCUUCAGCGUAGUUGGAGAGUGCUGCAUAAGCUUAUUAAGGUUGGGUGCUUUGCCACGGUUCCACGUCACCGAGCGCGCUUGCUAGUGCGCUCUUUCUACCCUCUUCCCCUUAUUCUCGUCGAAGAAGAACCUGGAAAGCGGCGCGGUCGGUGGAAAGAGAAGACGAGAGAGAAGAAUCGCGGUGGCGAGCGGAAAGGAGGCAAAGAGCGAAGACGGUGAAGAAGAGGUGCGCAGGCGAAAGAGGACAAGGAAGGCGAUGAAGAAGAACGGCAGGGACCUGCAGCACCAACGUGCCACCGAUGGAACUUCAACGGUGGCAGUGGGAUCGCUGUUGAUCCUCCUGUUCGCCGUGAUUUCCUUCGGAGCCCACGGCGCAGCAAAAAGAGAACCGUUCGGCCCGAUCCAGGAAGCCAUUCAAAACGGUAUUGCGGCUCAAUACAACCGAGAAAAUUGUGUUUGGAGACGAGGAAACGACAGGGACGCGUGUCCGGAUCCCGACGUUCGAGUUUUCCUUUAUACGAGCGAACAAUCGAGACGGGAACUCGUGUCCAGAGAAUCCGACUGGCUGCGGCAGGACUACGAUCCAACCAAGGAAAGUGUUCUGCUCGUACAUGGAUACGCAGGAGGCGACGAUACUCUUCCGAUAUCCGUGCUGCGUGACGCCUACCUCCGAAACGGUAGUUACAACGUGUUCCUAGUCGACUGGGGUGCCCUAUGCGCUCCACCUUGUUAUCCUGCGGCGGUGUCGAACCUUCGCCCGGUGGCUCGCUGCUUGGCAGGCACUCUGACUACCUUACGGAAUUUGGGUCUGCCGAUCGCAAGGACGACCUGUGUGGGUCACUCGUUGGGAGCUCACAUCUGCGGGAUCAUGGCGAACUUUCUCUUGUUCAGAAUGCACCGUAUAAUCGGUUUGGACCCGGCCAGGCCUCUGAUGCGUCCCGGUUAUGUGAAUCGGUUGGACAGCGGCGACGCAGACUUCGUCCAAGUGAUCCACACGAACGCUGGAUAUUACGGGGAGGGUGGUCGCAUGGGUCACGUGGAUUUCUGUGUAAACGGCGGCAAAGUGCAGCCGUUCUGCGAGGGCAAGUCGAAUUAUCAGCUGUGCAGCCACGUGUGGGUGGUGUGUUACAUGGCGCAAAGCAUCGACAACGGUGGCAAGGAACCGAUGGCAGAACCUUGCUCGAGGAGGUGUCCUUCCGGUCCCAGAAUCGCUCCCAGGGCUGGCGAGUACAUCGCCAUGGGACAGCACACACCGGCCGGAGUCAGGGGGUCCUACUGCUUCACCAGCAAACACCCACCGUAUUGUCCCAAGUACGGAAAUGGACGUGGCGACGAGAGAUGCUGCAUACCGGAAAACAAACCUGUCACGUUCUAGAAGACUCGAGAGUAAAGUAUAAAAAAGGAGGAACAUAAGACUGUGCAUAACGCGUGAAGUGUAUAAUAUGUAUAUCGUAGAGAUCGAAUAGAGAACUUUUUUUAAAAGAUUGACUUCACUUUCCCAGUUCCAUAAACAGAAAAUUAAUUUCUUUUAACAAUCAAGAAGACAGCAAAGCUAUUGCAUUUGAUAGCUGUUAUUACUUCCAGUUUAUUUUAUAAUUGUUUUCUAUUUGCUACAGAAAUGACAAUUUUGACUGACGCUUUUCCUCGUUAUCAAAAUUGACACUGUCUUAAAAUCAUGCGAACAAGGCACACAUAUUGUGUAAUAAUAGCAAUAAAAAUAAUGUAUAAUCAUACAUGAGAUGUCCCAGAGUAUCAUCAAUAUUAACAAACCAUGUUCGAUCAAUUCGAUCAUUGCCCAUUCUAUACAUCGUUUAAAGAAGCUAUGAUAUUAUUCGCAAAGUUGGCAGUUUCAGAAAUGAUACCUUUAAUCAUUAGACAUGUGACAUUGGCAUUACACAAUGUGUGUCGUAAUAAUCGAAACGCUCCGUAUUCAUCCAAGUUGAAAGUGGUUAAACCACUUUCGUCGGCGAGAUUGUAACACGAUGUUUACUUAAACGAAUCAACGUGAACAGAAGGAUGAAUGCGAACGGUAUUUAGAUCGAAGAAACAGUUCUUUGUUACCUAAUCGAUAAAGGUGAACGGUAUCGUGACAUGUGUAAACGGUAUUUAGAUCAGGCGGGCGUAAUUGAUGAGGCAUACACAGGUGGCGGAGAACAAGUGGAUCUCCGUACGGUACCGUGACGCGUGCAGUACGAUUCCGAUUCCGGAACGCGAUUCCGUAUUCAAACGCUGUACUCGGUGUCCGGAAAAAUCUCGCGUUCGUGAUCUACCGACCGAUCAAUCCCGUUAACCGUUCCACUGAACCUCCAUAAAUAUAUUCACAUGUCCAGCGAGCGAACAAUUGCCACGUUUCUUUCCAUUCGAUUCUUGCGAACAUUCUGGUGUAAUCGAGUUUCGCAAUGAUUCGCGCUCAUAUCCAGAUGAUAAACGAUUCCGCGAGACUUGCGUUGAGACUU